CUCUCCCGGGGUUCGCAGCUGACAAGAAGGCUAAACACAGUCACAACCCACUGCGCAGAGGCGGUCCUCAUUUUCUUCCUCAAAAUGGCGGCACUCUGUGGGACUAGUUGGUAAAGGUUACGGGAACUGUGGACGUGGACAGAUUUCUAGUGACAGGGUACUUUCGUUUUCACGUAGGAGCGAGCACAGCAGGGGGGAUCCGUGUUUUCUACUCUUGUAUCUCCACAAGAUUCGCGAAAGUGAUAUAGGGUUGGACCAGCGGAGGGUGGUACUGACGCAACCCGACCCACAUUCGCACGGGCGUCCUGCGGCUGACGACAGGAACUUCCUUGUGAACCAAGAAAACUUCCUUGUGAAUCGGAUCGAGACACUGAACUUCAGCAGCCCAGAGUUACUGCUGUUGGAGCUACGAUGGCGGGGAACUCGUGUAUCAAGUGCUGGUUCAUCUUCGUCAACUCCCUCUUCCUGGCUAUCGGCGUCGCUGUGCUGGGAAUAGGGAUCUGGAUGCUGGUGGACAAGACGACUUCCGUCCCGGGAUUGGACACCAUUAUCGGCUACUUCAGGGCAAAUGCCAUCCUGACGUACAUCUCCAUGGCACUGGGCGGGCUCAUGUUUCUGGUCGGUCUGAUUGGCACCAUCGGUGGAUGUAAGGACAGCACGUGCCUUCUCAAACUGUUCUUGUCGAUUGCCAUCCUGCUGUUCCUCGUCCAGAUCGCCAUUGUUGUCAUCCUAGCGGUGCCCCAGAUCCUGACACUGCUGCUCCCCUACUUCAAGGUGGGUUGGCAUACGCCAGCAAACGAAGUGACGAGAGAUCUCAUCCAAAAUCAGCUGCAAUGCUGUGGAUUCGACGGUGCCAGCGAGUACGGACAGACGAUUCCUAAUUCCUGCCUCAACAUCACGGUCACUGUUGCCACAACCGCCAUCCCUGUAGGGCUUGCCACAACCCCUGGUACAGGCACACCUGCCUCUACACCCAUCCUCAUUGUGGCGCCAACAACCGACCAACCCUCUAAUGUAUACCCUGAUGGAUGCUACAGCAAACUGAGCGCCUGGUUCCACUCCAUCGCCAUGUACUUCUACAUAGCGGCGGGAGUCCUGCUCGCGCUAGAGCUGUGGCAGAUGAUCUCCGUCUGCUGCCUGAACAGCGCCAUUAACAACGAGCGGAAGGUGGGCGACACUCCCAUGCAGAUGUACCCGCCCUCAGGCCGCAACAGACCAAAUUAUAACCGACCGAUGUAUUAGACAGCUACCAGCAACAGCACCCAGAACGUCAUUCCUGAUGAUAAGAAGGACACCAUAGAACGCCGUGCUGGUGAUGUUGCUGAAAGUGUUUAACUGUUUAUUUAUCAUGAGACACACACGGCCCGCCUUUAACAGUGUAAAAUACGAAAGUGAAAGAGCGCUAGCUUCAAGAUUAUUCAGUCGGCAACGGAAUAAUUUUCCUCUGUUGAGAGGUAAUGGCAAACGUGUAUUAAUGGGUUGGUAAAGUGAAACAGGGUACAUAAACCACCAUCAUCAAAUGAUCAUAGAAAAGUUGCAAAGAAGUUAACCAGUCACUCACGUUUUCUAUGUACAAACACCAGCGCGGUACCUAAUACUCCAGGUAAAGAUGACUUGUGUAGUAUAUACCUGAUUGAUGUUGCAUAAAAGACUUCUUCCCAAGAGAGAAGAGAAUACAGACUUUGUGACUGCCGAUGCAUUAUAUGCUUGUCAUGCUGUAAAGCGUUCCUAUUUUGAAGUUUAGCUUGUAGGUGAUUGAUUUAAGAAAGCUGCGCCUUGAUUAUGAAGAUGCGAAAGAACAUUAUAUAGUGAUGUUUCCUUUGAAUUAAAUAACUUCGCUAGAUCUACAUCUAUCGUCUGUACAUAUUCAUAAAAAAAAUAUUCUAUAAGCACAAAUGUAUAUAAGAGGCAUUUAAGUACUAGUAUAUCGACGUUUUAUUUGUUGCGGAAAUACAGUUCUUGUGUGUGUCGCCACUUUGAGCUGGCGCUUUUGUAGAAUACUAUCUGGAGUUCCAGCUGUAACCAAGUUGUUUUAUGGUUCUUGGAACCAUCCUACUGUGACAGGUACAAUUGUGUAUGACCAUAAUUAUAUAAUAUCUUGUCACAUUGAUAUACAUCACUGGUGCCCUGUGAUUGUUAUAUAGUUGCUACAUUUUGCCAUGUGAAGCUUGCGCAUGAAUAUGUCUUGUGUUCAAAUACAUGGAUUGAAUGCAA
Molecule: messenger RNA, 2214 nt
Organism: Branchiostoma belcheri (Belcher's lancelet)
Lineage: Eukaryota; Metazoa; Chordata; Leptocardii; Amphioxiformes; Branchiostomatidae
Product: leukocyte surface antigen CD53-like
Exons: 11
Coding region: 412-1242 (276 amino acids)
Cellular component (GO): membrane
Source: RefSeq, a predicted model, not a curated record